UUAGUCCUUGCCAAGGACGCAGUCGUUUGGCUACUUGUUGCGUCUUCGUUUUGUUUUUCAACUACUAGUUUUGGCUUGGUUUCAAGGCGUUUCCGCAAAUCUCUUCGGGCUCUUGUUCACAUCAGGUUUAAGAUGUACGCUGCAAGCGCUCAAGAAGGCUUUUGCCAGUACAGUAACACAAAAUAUUGUUUGACAUAUUGAUAUAGUCUUCAAAUGCAAAUAAUUAUGGCUGUCUGUGGGAGCUUAUUUAGGAAGAAGCAAUUUGAUUUCAGUGUAAAAGCACAAGUGAAAAUAGUUAUUUACUUGGUGACACAAAUGCCUUCACAAAAGAUUGAAAGUGGUCACCAAGAUGUAGUUCAUGAUGUGGUGAUGGAUUACUAUGGCAAGCGUCUUGCCACGGCAUCUUCUGACAACACCAUUAAGAUAAUUGGGGUCAACAAUUCAGCCUCUCAGCAUCUUGCAACUUUGAGUGGUCACCAAGGACCCGUAUGGCAAGUAACUUGGGCUCACCCCAAGUUUGGAUCCCUCCUUGCUUCCUGUUCUUAUGAUGGGCGGGUCAUAAUUUGGAAGGAAGGUAACCCUAAUGAGUGGAGCCAAGCCCAUGUUUUUGAUGAGCACAAAUCAUCUGUAAAUUCCAUUGCUUGGGCUCCUCAUGAAGUGGGUCUCUGUUUGGCUUGUGGAUCCUCGGAUGGGAAUAUCUCAGUUUUCACUGCAAGAUCUGAUGGUGGCUGGGAUACAUCACGAAUUGACCAAGCUCAUCCAGUUGGUGUUACUUCUGUAUCAUGGGCCCCAUCAAUGGCUCCCGGUGCUCUUGUUGGUUCUGGCAUGCUGGACCCUGUUCAGAAGCUUGCAUCUGGUGGUUGUGAUAAUACUGUUAAAGUGUGGAAGCUUUACAAUGGAGUUUGGAAGAUGGAUUGCUUCCCUGCUCUUCAAAUGCAUACUGAUUGGGUUAGAGAUGUGGCUUGGGCACCAAACUUGGGACUUCCUAAAUCUACAAUUGCCAGUGCUUCACAGGACGGAAAAGUUAUUAUAUGGACCGUGGCAAAGGAAGGGGACCAAUGGGACGGUAAGGUUUUGAAGGAUUUUGAGACCCCUGUUUGGAGGGUCUCAUGGUCGCUCACUGGAAACAUACUGGCGGUGGCUGAUGGGAAUAACAAUGUAACAUUGUGGAAAGAAGCAGUAGAUGGGGAAUGGCAACAGGUGACAACAGUGGAUUCGUAAAGUUUAAAUAUAUGAACUCUUAUGUGAAGCUAGAUCUUGUUUUCAGUCUUAUCUUUUAACAUAAGUCAGGACCUUAUUCUCCAAGCACUGAGUUAAUACAGUUGAGAACUUUUCUCAAACAAUAUUCCUUUAACAUUAAAACUUAUUUCAGAUAUUUGAACUUUUAGUUUCUUAGCAA
Cornus florida is the source of this 1399-nucleotide messenger RNA. RefSeq names its product protein transport protein SEC13 homolog B. Gene Ontology annotation, cellular component: nuclear pore outer ring; COPII vesicle coat. The transcript has 3 exons. The record is from RefSeq and is a predicted model, not a curated record. NCBI's taxonomy places the organism in Eukaryota, Viridiplantae, Streptophyta, Magnoliopsida, Cornales, Cornaceae. Gene Ontology annotation, biological process: COPII-coated vesicle budding; protein import into nucleus. Gene Ontology annotation, molecular function: structural molecule activity; protein binding. Bases 214 to 1221 code for a protein of 335 amino acids.